AUGCUUUCCUUAAACGGAACCUCUUCUCUGAAUAAUUCUCUUUAUGGGGCAUCGAAAAGCUUGGCGCCGUCCAGGCAGGGAAGAAAACCAGCUCCGCGGAUGGUGGUGGCGGCGGCUAUCAGCUCAAACGACAGGCCGGGCGAUGGAAAUGUCGUCUUGAUGGAGAGUACUUUGAAGAAGAUGAGGGAGACUGCGCCGCCGACAUCCUCGCCGGCGAUUGAGAAGGAUACGAAAUCCGCCGUCAGCGGCGGCGUCGAGGACGUUUACGGCGAGGAUAGCGCCACGGAGGAUCAGCACAUCACGCCCUGGACUGUCACUGUUGCCAGUGGAUACCCACUAUUGCGUGAUCCCCAUUACAACAAAGGCCUUGCUUUUAAUGAGAAAGAAAGGGAUGCUCACUUUUUGCGCGGUCUUCUUCCUCCCGUUGUGGUUAGCCAAGAACUGCAGCAGGUUAAGAAAAUGAUGCACAACAUGCGCCAAUACCAAGUUCCUCUACAGAGGUACAUGGCCAUGAUGGACCUUCAGGAGAGAAAUGAGCGAUUAUUUUACAAGCUUCUGAUCGAAAAUGUUGAGGAACUACUCCCAGUUGUCUACACUCCAACUGUGGGUGAAGCUUGCCAGAAAUAUGGAAGCAUUUUCAGGCAGCCACAGGGCCUCUUUAUCAGCCUAAAAGAAAAGGGAAGAAUACUUGAGGUACUGAAAAAUUGGCCCCAGAAAAAGAUUCAAGUUAUUGUGGUGACAGACGGAGAAAGGAUAUUGGGGCUUGGUGACCUGGGAUGUCAGGGAAUGGGAAUUCCCGUAGGAAAGUUAUCCUUGUAUACAGCUCUUGGUGGCAUUCGCCCUUCUGCUUGCUUGCCGGUGACUAUUGAUGUGGGUACCAACAAUGAGCAGUUGUUAAAUGAUGAAUUUUACAUUGGGCUCAGAAGAAGGAGAGCAACGGGGCAGGAGUAUGCUGAGCUUUUGGAUGAGUUUAUGUCUGCAGUUAAGCAGAAUUAUGGAGAAAAAGUCCUUGUUCAAUUUGAAGACUUUGCAAAUCACAAUGCUUUUGACCUUCUAGCAAAGUAUGGAUCUACUCAUCUUGUUUUCAAUGACGAUAUUCAGGGUACAGCAUCUGUAGUCCUUGCUGGGCUUGUGGCUUCACUUAAAUUAGUAGGUGGUACCUUGGCAGAUCACUCGUUUUUGUUCCUUGGAGCUGGAGAGGCUGGAACUGGUAUUGCGGAGCUUAUAGCUCUUGAGAUAUCCAAACAGACUGGUGCCCCAGUGGAAGAGGCUCGAAAAAAGAUAUGGCUUGUGGACUCAAAGGGACUUAUUGUCCGGUCCCGUAUGGAUAGGCUUCAACAUUUUAAGAGGCCCUGGGCCCACGAACACGAACCAGUAGAGAAUUUGUUAGACGCUGUCAAGACCAUUAAGCCAACAGUACUCAUAGGAUCAUCAGGAGCAGGAAGAACUUUUACUAAAGAAGUGGUCCAGGCCAUGUCAUCUUUUAAUGAGAAACCUGUUAUUCUUGCCCUCUCAAACCCAACCUCACAAUCCGAGUGUACUGCUGAGGAAGCCUACCAAUGGAGUGAGGGCCGAGCCAUAUUUGCUAGUGGGAGCCCGUUUAGUCCAGUUGAAUAUGAUGGGAAAUUUUAUGCAUCUGGCCAGGCAAAUAAUGCUUACAUCUUCCCUGGACUUGGUCUCGGGUUGAUUAUUUCUGGUGCAAUCCGAGUACACGAUGACAUGCUUUUGGCUGCCUCCGAGGCAUUAGCUUCUCAGGUUACGGAAGAGUACCUUCGAAAAGGGCUGAUAUAUCCGCCAUUCGCUAACAUCCGGAAGAUUUCAGCUCAGAUUGCCGCUAAAGUAGCAGCCAAAGCAUACGAACUAGGCUUAGCCACACGCCUGCCUCCUCCGGAAAACCUAGUAAAAUACGCGGAAAGCUGUAUGUACAGCCCCAACUACCGUAACUACCGAUAA
Striga hermonthica is the source of this 1953-nucleotide messenger RNA. NCBI's taxonomy places the organism in Eukaryota, Viridiplantae, Streptophyta, Magnoliopsida, Lamiales, Orobanchaceae. The record is from the annotation of a GenBank genome assembly.